AUCAAUUCAGAAAUAACAUUUUAGCUUCAUCUUUUUCAUUUUCUUAGGGUUUUACUUCAAAAAUUUCUUCUUGCAAUUCUUGACCAUCACAUCACCAUGAGAGCAAAAUUAGUUGUCUUUCCAAUUCGAGGUAGAAACUGGUGCUUUACGCGAGCCAUCGAUCACUCCGUUUGUGCCACUCCGGUUUUUUCUCAAUCCCCUUCAACCCUCAAGGACUUGUGGAAGAAUGUUGCUACCAAACCCGUUAAUAUCAAAGCUGAGCUAUGUGUGGAUUUCAUUGCUAACAAGAUGAAUAAAGCUUGGACGAGCUUAGAGAAAUCGAAAGAGGGGUCUUUAAAGAAAAAGAUUCAUGGGUUGGGGUUGUGGCUCUUGUCGCAGGUUCCGCCUUCGGAAAUAUUUUUGAAGUCGAUAUCGAAAGAGAUCACUGGUGUUGAAGUCAUAUACCCAUCGAGUUUGAAGGCUCAACUUGUUCAUCGGAGACUAAGACAUAUUGCUUUGAGGGGAUCAAUUAUCCACCGGAAAUACUUCUACUGUUCUGUUUCACUAAUUCCAUUGACUUCUGCACUUAGCAUUUUACCCUUGCCUAACGUGCCAUUCUUCUGGGUUUUAUUUCGUACUUAUUCUCAUUGGAGAGCCAUGCAGGGAAGUGAGAAGCUGAUUGAACUUAGCAGCAAGACUUCACAAACACGUACAGAUAGAAAGGAAACUGAGCAUAAGGACUCUACCAGUCAAAGCCAUCAUAAGUCACAUGAACAAAGUUGGGUAUUGAGGCCAUCCAGAGAACUAGACCAAUUGAUUCAUGUAGGAGAAGACGAAGGGCUCAGUAGACAUACUAUCAUGAAAAUAUGCAAGAUCUAUAGUUUAAACACGACAGAUGUUAUAAAAUACGAGAAAGACAAAUCAUAUAUGUAAUUGCAUUUUAAUUUGUACUCAAUGCACGUGUUUCCAAUUCUAAUUUUUUGUUGUGAAAAGAGAAGUUGCACAUUGGGGGACUUACCUCCUUAGUAUAAAAGGAACACAAUGUUUUCUUAGGAAGUCACCUCAAUAUCUUUGCUAUUGCUGCAGUACUUAGGGGACAUCUUUUUUCUUCUUUUAUGUUGUCCAUGUAGUUUCUUUUUCUAUUUUGAAGAGAGGGUUUUGUUUUGGAGUUAGAAAGAAGAGUAUGUAAUUUUCUUUCUUUUCAAUAAAAUCACAUCAUUUUUGUUUCUUUU
Molecule: messenger RNA, 1211 nt
Organism: Vigna unguiculata (cowpea)
Lineage: Eukaryota; Viridiplantae; Streptophyta; Magnoliopsida; Fabales; Fabaceae
Product: K+-H+ exchange-like protein
Biological process (GO): potassium ion transport; proton transmembrane transport
Cellular component (GO): mitochondrial inner membrane
Source: RefSeq, a predicted model, not a curated record